Anoplopoma fimbria (sablefish) is the source of this 2768-nucleotide messenger RNA. It is a transcript of the gene flvcr2b, whose product is annotated as FLVCR heme transporter 2b. The transcript has 11 exons. Gene Ontology annotation, biological process: heme export; transmembrane transport. Gene Ontology annotation, molecular function: heme binding; heme transmembrane transporter activity. Bases 603 to 2114 code for a protein of 503 amino acids. The record is from RefSeq and is a predicted model, not a curated record. Gene Ontology annotation, cellular component: membrane. NCBI's taxonomy places the organism in Eukaryota, Metazoa, Chordata, Actinopteri, Perciformes, Anoplopomatidae.
GUGAAGAAUUGGCCCCGUUAUAAGGUGUUAAACGUGAGAUAUCUCAGUGUUGCAGGCUGAUUAGAAACCACAAAACUGUCUGAAACUCCGCCCUUGUUUGGCCGAUUUGUUUCAGGUCCCAAAGCGGUUUUAGGUCCGGGUGGAGAGGGUCACAGCAGGCACUCCGACACGUGAGAACACACGUAAGACUCGUCCUGAAAGAAUCCUAUUUAUUAUUUCUCUGUUACUCUUAAUUUAUUGAACUUUCACAGAGAUCAGGCGCAAACUCGACUACGGAACUAACUUUAAACCGGGGAGGAAAUGCCGCUCAAACUGGAAGUUUUAAAGCCUUCCUCACUUGCGUAAAUAAGUAUUUAUGGAGAUUUGAAACAGCCAAUGUUUUUUGUUUAAACUUCUGCUUUUAAUUAAAGAAACAAACAAACAUUAAGUUGUGAGCCUGUCUCUCGUUUACAGAUCGGAAAGCUCUCUGGAAGUUAAAAGUUUUUACCCAUGAAACGGGCCGAAUUUCAGCCACUUUCUACUAAAGUUGUUGUGGUUCAAGCCCACAGUAGUUGAGAGCAAAGUUUAUACUCCAUGAGUAUAUUUAACAGAAUACUUUUAAUAUGAGUGAGAAACAAGCGUUGCCUUUAGGUGACAGCACACAGGACGCGGGUCGAUCCGAGGAGAACCAUGCCAAGCUGGAGGCGGGUGACGCGGCGCAGCGCACCGGCGAUCCGAGUCAUCUCGUCGGGCACGAAGCGCUGCAACCUACCCGUCUGUACAAACGGCGCUGGAUGAUCGUCCUCCUGUUCAGCUCAUACUCACUGUGCAACUCCUUCCAAUGGAUACAGUACGGCAUCAUCAACAACAUUUUCAUGAAGUUUUACAACGUGGACGCCUUCACCAUAGACUGGAUGUCUAUGAUCUACAUGCUGACAUACAUCCCCUUCAUCUUCCCGGUGACCUGGCUGCUGGACAAAAAGGGGCUCCGGGUCAUCGCGCUGGUGGCCACUGCGCUCAACUGUGCGGGCACAUGGAUCAAAGUGGCCAGCGUCAAACCCAACCUGUUCCCCGUCACCUUCCUGGGGCAGUUCUGCUGCUCCUUAGCGCAGGUGUUCAUCCUCGGGAUGCCGUCGAGAAUCGCGUCGGUGUGGUUCGGUUCGGGGGAAGUGUCCACCGCCUGCUCCAUCGGAGUCUUCGGGAAUCAGCUGGGUAUCGCCAUCGGGUUCCUUGUGCCGCCCAUCCUGGUGCCUAACGUGGACGACAUGGACGAGCUGGCUCACCACAUCAGCAUUAUGUUCUACAUCACAGCAGGAGUGGCUACCUCACUCUUCAUCCUAGUUGUCUUUGUAUUCCAGGAGCGUCCUAAGCUUCCUCCGACUCAGGCCCAGGCCACAGCUCGUAGCAUCCCACCAGAGCACUACUCCUACACAGCCUCUAUCAUGAGGCUGCUCCGAAACAGGCCCUUCAUCCUCCUCGUCAUCACUUACGGUUUGAACGUGGGUUGUUUCUAUGCUGUUGGCACCCUGCUGAACCGCAUGAUCAUCAAGCAUUACCCUGGUGAAGAGGUGAAUGCUGGGAGAAUUGGCCUCACCAUUGUCAUUGCGGGGAUGGUCGGCUCCCUCAUCUGUGGCAUUUGGUUGGACAAAACCAAAACCUACAAGCAGACGACCCUCGCCGUCUACUUAAUGUCUCUGGUGGGGAUGAUCGUCUUUGCUGCUACACUCAAUCUGAGACACCUCUGGGUGGUCUUCAUCACCGCUGGAGCUCUUGGGUUCUUCAUGACGGGCUACCUGCCGCUGGGCUUUGAGUUUGCAGUCGAGCUGACGUACCCAGAGUCAGAGGGAACUUCAUCUGGACUCCUCAACUGUUCAGCACAGGUGUUUGGCAUUAUAUUCACCAUCUGCCAGGGGAAGAUCAUCGACGGCUUUGGCACGCUGGCAGGAAACAUCUUCCUCUGUGUUUUUCUUCUAAUCGGCGCCAUAUUGACAGGCUUCAUAAAGUCUGAUCUGCGGAGACAAAAGGCAAACCAGAUGGCCAAAGCAGCAGUGGAGGGGCAGAUGCCGGAACAAGACUACGGAGCCACGGCGCUAAUCUCUGAGCAGCAGACUCUUCCUUCAAAGCCUGAUCUAUAAACCUUUUCUGAUUCCACAAAAAAAAUAUCUCCUCAAAUCUUAGCUCAACACGCAAAUGCACAAAGGGACCUUCAGACUGUCACAAUGGGAGCCUGGCUGCAGGAUCUAUCAUCAAAGAAGCCAAGUUUUAAACACACAAACACUAUCAUAGCCUUGAAAAUGGCCAUGAUCUCUUUCCUGUUGCAGUGUGACGACAUAAUCAGGAACCACCUCCCUUCUAAGAAGAAUAAGAUGUACAAUGUUGUAUUAACUCUUUAAACAUUUAUUUAAAAAAAGUUACAAUUAUGAAUUUAAUCUGAUAAUGCAAAAUUUUGAGCAUAAAAAAAUCCGCUGUUCAGAAUCAUUUCAAAUAUUUUAAUGAAAAUUGGAUGGUCCUUCUAAAUCUGAAAGACUACUCUGUGACAAGUUUGUUUGUGCUUCAACAAUUUUACCUGUCAGUAUUUUAUGUUUACAGUUGAUCAUGUACAGUAUGUAUAAAAUGUUGUUUUUGAGUGAUUUUGGAAGAUCUAAAUAAUUUAUACAGCAGCAUGUUAAAUGGUUUCUAAUCUAUGGUGGUCCACAGUAAGGGAUGAAAUAUUCAUUUUUACACAGUUGUGUUUUAUUAUCUGUAACACCAUUCAAGUUAACGUGUUAAUAAAGCGGUUUUAUAAAGUG